AUGCAAGGUGUUUCUCCACGCAAUUCAGACUUCCUAGCCCAAAUGACGCCGCGCCAACCACAGGUACUUCAGGCAAGUGGACACGAACUUGCAACCUGGGAGAAAUGUGUCGAGAUUGGACGCGUAGUGUCCUAUAUCAUAGGCUCAGUGCUUUUCUUAAUAGGCUCCAUCUACUUUUACCCGCAGUACACAGACUUGUGGAUUGGGAAUGCCGGUGAAUUCGCGAGUUGGGCCUUCGUUCUCGGUUGCAUCAUGUAUUUCCUGGGUGCCAACCUCGACUUUAUCCAGACUAUCCGACACAACCACGGCACGCAGUUGCGUCAAGUCCUACGUGCGUUUAACGUGCUAUUCAUUUACAUGGCCUCGUGCAUCUUCAUCCUCGGCGCGCUAUACUUCUUACCCACAUGGUAUCCCAUGGCGCCUGAGCUUGGCUGCUGGUCAUUUUUCAUCGGUUGCAUUCUCUACUGCAUCACUGCGAUCGCCGAAAUUAUCUUUGUCUGCACGACACACGAGGAUCCACGUGUCACUGGCUUUCGAAUCAAGAACAUUGUCUGUUGGACCUCUGUCAUGGCAGUAGCUGCAUUCCUUGGUGCCCUAUUUUUCAUUCUUGGUAGCUGGUACUACCUGCCUCGAUAUAUCAAUCGUGUCGACAAUGGUACGUACUAUAUGAACAAGGCUAUUACGUUCUAUGUUAUUGGAAGCGUUUUCUUUGUAAUUAGCGCCUUUGCAAUGAUCCCAGAUGUCCUUCGUGCGGUUAAAGUGACCACACGAAAACAUCAUAUAGACAGCAAGGUAUAG
Molecule: messenger RNA, 798 nt
Organism: Peronospora belbahrii
Lineage: Eukaryota; Oomycota; Peronosporomycetes; Peronosporales; Peronosporaceae
Source: the annotation of a GenBank genome assembly